Molecule: messenger RNA, 2214 nt
Organism: Kogia breviceps (pygmy sperm whale)
Lineage: Eukaryota; Metazoa; Chordata; Mammalia; Artiodactyla; Physeteridae
Source: RefSeq, a predicted model, not a curated record
GGGGGUGGGGCGGGCACUCUGCCCACGACGCGCCGAGGCCGCGGUGGGUCCUGGGAAGGAGAGCUGUCUGAGGCCCGCGGCCUGGUCGUGGUCGGUCUCUGAGGCUCCGGAAGGCGCAGUUUGCGACGCUGGCUCGGGGUCCCCGUCGCGCCGAGAGCCUUGCUUGCGCGGGCCGAGGUAGGGGAAGGGCCCGCCCUACCCGAGCCUGUCCCCGCCGGGGCCCGGGGGCCGGGGUGCCGGGGACGGUGGCCCUGCCCCGAGCUCGGGAAGCCUUGGUUGCCCGGCUAGCAGCGCGGAGGAGACGCCCCAGCUGCGGCUCCGUUGAAGGCGGCGGCGCUGGGGGCGCGGGUCGGGCCCAGGCUCGGGGCCCCCGCCGCGGCGGGGAGGGAGCUGGCGCGGGCGUCCCUGACCCUCGUGACGAGGGCGGUGGAUGCGGAGCCCGGGCGCCGGCCCGCGCGUCAGCUCGUCGCUCUCCCCGCCAGCUCCGCCUUCCACGCUCGGUUCUCCGCGGGCCCUGCCGUGAGCCAUGUCUCAGGGGUCAGUGACAUUCAGAGAUGUGGCUGUAGACUUCUCCCGGGAGGAGUGGGAAUGGCUCCAGCCUGCUCAAAGAGAUUUGUACAGACAUGUAAUGUUGGAGAACUAUGGCCACCUGGUCUCACUGGGUCUUAACAUUUCUAAGCCAGAUGUGGUUUCCUUACUGGAGCAAGGGAAAGAGCCCUGGCUGGGGAAAGAUGCGAGCAGAGGUCUGUUUACAGCUUCAGAGUCAAAUGGUGAGAUCAAAGAGUUUUCUCCAAAAAAUGUCAUAUACGAAGAUGAUUCAUCUCAGUAUUUGAUAAUGGAAAGAUUUCUAAGCCAAGGCCUUGAGUAUUCCAGUUUUAAAGAAGGCUGGAAAUGUGAGGGUGAUACUGAGAUGCUGCAGGGAAAUCAGGGAUAUAUCAGGCAAGUGACAGUUUCCCAUCAAGAAGCCCUGUCUCAACAUAUGAAUGUUAGUACUGUGGAGAGACCCUAUGGAUGCCAUGAAUGUGGAAAAACUUUCAGUCGGCGCUUUUCCCUUGUGUUACAUCAGAGAACUCAUACUGGAGAGAAACCAUAUGUAUGUAAGGAAUGUGGGAAAACCUUUAGCCAGAUCUCAAACCUCGUAAAACAUCAGAUGAUACAUACGGGAAAGAAACCGCAUGAGUGUAAAGACUGUAAUAAAACAUUCAGUUACCUUUCAUUCCUCAUUGAACAUCAAAGAACACAUACUGGGGAGAAACCCUAUGAAUGUACCGAAUGUGGAAAGGCCUUUAGCCGUGCCUCAAACCUCACUCGACAUCAGAGAAUUCACAUAGGAAAGAAACAGUAUGUAUGUAGGAGAUGUGGGAAGGCCUUUAGCAGUGGCUCUGAACUCAUUCGCCAUCAGAUUACACACACUGGAGAGAAACCUUAUGAAUGCAUUGAGUGUGGGAAGGCAUUUCGCCGGUCUUCACACCUUACCCGGCAUCAGAGUGUCCAUACCUCUAAAACCCCCUAUGAAUGUAACGAAUGCAGUAAAGCCUUCCGUUGCCACUCAUUCCUUAUUAAACAUCAGAGAAUUCAUGCUGGAGAAAAGCUCUAUGAAUGUGAUGAAUGUGGUAAAGUUUUCACGUGGCAUGCAUCCCUUGCACAACAUAUGAAAAUUCAUACUGGAGAAAAGCCCUAUGCAUGUACUGAAUGUGACAAAACCUUUAGUCGGAGCUUUUCCCUCAUUCUACAUCAGAUAACUCACACUGGGGAGAAGCCCUAUGUAUGUAAGGUAUGCAAUAAAUCCUUCAGCUGGAGCUCAAACCUUGCUAAACAUCAGAGAACACACACUCUAGAGAAUCCCUAUGAAUAUGAAAAUUCAUUUAACUACCAUUCAUUCCUUGCUGAACACCAGGGAAUUCACACUGUAGAGAAAACCUAAGAAUGUAUGGAUUAAAAAAAAAAAAAGCAGCUAAUGCCUUACUUCAGAGAACUCUUGGAAAGAAGCCUUAUGUGAAUGUGUUGAUUGUGAUGAAAUGUGGUCUCUGCUUUAUUCAGUAUUCUGGAGAAAAACCCAAGGAAUGUAUGGGAAAGCCAUUAAUAGCUGCUUAUUCUUUUUGUAAUACCAGAAGAUGAAAUCAAACAAUACUGAGAAGACUCUUCAUCUGGUAGGAUUCCCUUAAUCUACAUUUGUAAAUUCCUACCAGGAAAGGAUACAUAUCCAAUAAAUGU